UGGAGCCAUAAAGAGCUCGCUGUACCUGUCGUGCGCUCACAGGUCGAUCCGGUUCAAGUAGGUCUUCUUUCCCGUCCUCUUCUUUCGUUUCUUCCUCGUCUGUCGGCGCAAAAACCGGAGGAUCCUUCUGAUUGGCUGCAGCGGAGAACGCGCUCCUUCAGCCCACCCACCGCUCAUAAUCGGGACCUUUACAGUUUCAGUCGGUUUCCUUCCUCGCACUGAGUCUGUCUGGGACCUGGCCCCGGGGCUGAACGCACACGCACACACACACACAUACACACACACACACACAUAUACACACAAACACACACACACACACACAAAAACAGAGCGCGCAUCAUGGCAGCUACUCACAGCGAGUACAGAGGCUACCUGCGGAACACCGUCGACAUGGAGGCCGCGCAGCACCGCUUCCACCCGGUGCAGAGCUCGGAGCCCACGUACCGACCCCUCCUGUUCGGGACCCUCGCUGUUAUGGGAUUGCUUCAGGUGGCUUCCAGCGUGGCGAUCUUAUUACACCUGACAGGUUAUCUACAAGAGGUAGAUCUGUCCACAGCGCCGCAUCGACCCAUAGAGGAAGUGCAGACGGAGCCGGUGCUGAACGCUCUGAGAGACACGAGGAAGAACCGACGGUGCAAACCGUCCAAGGAGAGCCUGCCGUCAGCUCAUCUACCAAUCAAAACGCACCAGGAGUACUCAAAGAAAGAGGGUGAGAAGAAGGCCAUCACCAUCGACUGGGAAGAAGUGCACGCAUACCGCCACAAAAUGGGCUACCAGAAGGGGAAGCUUUUGGUGAUGGAGUCUGGUUUCUACUACGUCUACGCCAAAACCUGCUUCCGUUACUACACGUUAACACUGGACGACAGCAGCGGCCAGGCGGGCACCCCGCCGGUGGACGUCAGCAACACCCAGCUCAUCCAGUACGUUUUCCACGAGAGCAUCAAACAGAACAGCAAGGCCGUGCUGCUGAUGAAGGCGGGCAGCACCAUGCGCUGGAACAACAUGAGCUAUAACAUGUACUGCGCCCAGCAGGGCCGGGGCGUGCGGCUGGAGGAGGGCGACGCCCUGUACGUCAACGUGUCCAACGCCUGGAUGUUGGACCCGGCGGGAGACGGGACGUAUUUUGGGGCCAUAAAGUUGGGCAACUGAAAGUAAAACAACUGGGGAGCGGACAUGCUACUGAACAUUUAAUAUGCCAAAGAACCACUGAUUUCUAAUUUGUCAAAAUAAGUGUUUUAUUGUAAAUGUGUUUUUAUUUUGUUCUUCACCAAACAGCCUUGGAGUCUUUUUUUAUGAGACGCAUGGAAACAGGAAAUCGCCUUUCACAAACUCUUCAGGCACUUAAACCCCAAAUAUGAGACUCACCGCUCUCAAAUUAAUAGCACUGGACUAUUUUUAGACUUCUUCUAUCUUUGUAACAGACUUUUAUUUUUUAAUACUGUUUGCUGUUUGUUUUGGCGCUCGUCAAUACAGUUCAACAGUGACACUUUAAAGCGUAGACAUGUGUUUGUGCACUUCUUAAACAAACCAUAAAGGGAGAAGCCGAGGAAGUAAGUCAGCUGGCAGAAAGAGGCAGUGAGGAAGGAUUUAUCAACGUUGGGGGGAAGAAGUCGUAAAAGAACACUGUUGCGGACGCAGCAUCUGCUUGUACUUAGCAGAUUAUCAGCGGGGAAUAAAAACAACCAAACUCCCGGGUCUGACAGCGAAUGUUUUCCUGAAAGGUUUUGCAAGUGUGAAAAAGGCGUGCAAUGAGGCGUCCUCACGAUAAGUAACUCAACAGUAUGAUUGGAGAUAGGCAGCAAGAUUAGGAUUUAUAGCACCCACAACAUCUCUGAGGCGUCAUUUGAAAACUUAAGACGGCCAUCUUCAUCUUUGUUAGGCAAUGAAACCACUUUGAGAAAACCUUUAGGGGUCCAAAAUGUUCUAUUUCCUGCCUUAAAGGCAGGGUUGGUAAUUUACAAAAACUAACAUGAUUUUGAAAGCAGCAUUCCCUCAGUGCUCCGUCUGCACUCAUCCCCUCCCCUCUGUGCUCCCUCUAAAGCCACGCCCCCUCACUUACAUGCACGAGCGCCGUUGCUCCAGAAGUGGACCUCAGCUCAUGUUUUGAGUGUGGGUUCAUGCAUUCGGUAGAGAGCGAGCCAGGGAGGCGUGUGAUUGGUUCAUCAGAUUGGUACCUUGUGGCAGACAUUUGUUGAAGUUUUUACAGACUUACAACUGCUAAAGAUGACAGAUUUUCUUGGUUCCUUUUUCAGAGAACAUGAGUUAUUAAUGUCUGUCAGGACCUAAAGACAAUUUCAUCCAAAAUCUGAAAAAGUGGAUCUGGAGAAAAUUACCAACCCUGUCUUUAAUGAAAGCUCACGAGCGGCGUGCUUCACUGAAGGCGAUUUACUCGACGGUAUCAUUUACGAGUGCACGACAUGUGUUUGUUAUUUUUAUGACAAUCAACAGGCGACGCAGAUAGCUGGACUGUCUGACCACAAACGACACGAAGAGACUCUUUGUCGUCUUUAACCAGAGGAGCCAAAUUGAGUUUGGUUCAUCUUUAACUUAAAUUCUUUUGUUUUCAUUUGGCUCGUCACCGAGGCAAAGGGGAAUAUGCACUAAAAUAUUUAUUUAUUAGCCGAAGAAGUACGGAGUGAGGUCAUCGUUGGAGUGACCUUUUGGCUGUGGAAAUCAUUUAUAUUUUGUGUCUGUAUGACAUUCAUUACGCAGCACUUAGAGGAAAUAGUAGACACGCUUUUUGUUAUUCAAACACAGGGGCUUCAUUUUCAAUUCCAUAUUUAUGUAUCUCCAUUUUGACAAUUCUGUGUGCACUCGCCUAGCCAAAAGCAAUAUGGAUAUAUUGUUCCUUCUAUAAGAUUGUAGCAUACCUGUAAGAUAUUCAUCUGAUAGACCUUUUUUUUCCAUUCAGUGUUCUUUUUAUUUAUGCGUCUGUAUGUUUUAAUAAAAAAAAGUACUUUUGUAA
This is a messenger RNA of Labrus bergylta (ballan wrasse), 2965 nucleotides long. RefSeq names its product TNF superfamily member 11 (gene tnfsf11). The record is from RefSeq and is a predicted model, not a curated record. Gene Ontology annotation, molecular function: tumor necrosis factor receptor binding. Gene Ontology annotation, biological process: immune response. Gene Ontology annotation, cellular component: membrane. Lineage: Eukaryota; Metazoa; Chordata; Actinopteri; Labriformes; Labridae.